UCCAAUUAUUUUUUCUGUUGACCAGUGCAUUAUUUCCAAUUAGAUGGGGGUUGAUACAACGACUUGAUUCCAUCAAUUUAAGAUACAAAAAAUAUUUAAUAAAUCAAGAAAAUUAUGGGAUAAACUUGACUGCAUUCCCGAGGAAACAAUCCAAUUCAGUUUGACAAUCGAAUCCUUCUCUCUCUCUCUCUCUCUCUGUUUCCAUACUCGGUUGCGUUGCUGUCCUCUGUUUUUGUUUGCUCUGUUUCUGAGUCAAACUCGGAAUCCGACUGAAGGAGGAAGGGAGAUGUCGGGAGAGCAAGUGCUAAUCGGUUCAAUCGAUCAAGGAACCACCAGCACCCGGUUCAUCAUCUAUGACAAACAAGCUCGCCCAAUCGGAUCUCACCAGGUCGAGUUCACUCAGUUCUGCCCACAAGCAGGAUGGGUGGAGCACGAUCCGAUGGAGAUUGUGGAGAGUGUGAGGGUUUGUGUCACGAAGGCCAUUGACAAAGCAACUGCCGAUGGGCACAACGUGGACAGUGGACUCAAGGCUAUUGGGCUGACCAACCAGAGAGAAACGACGGUCGUUUGGAGCAAAUCUACUGGUUGCCCUCUUCACAACGCCAUUGUUUGGAUGGAUGUCCGUACCACUUCGAUCUGCAGGAGAUUAGAGAAAGAGUUACAAGGUGGACGGACCCAUUUUGUUGAUACUUGUGGCUUACCCAUAAGCACUUAUUUCAGUGCCCUGAAAUUGCUAUGGUUGAUGGAGAAUGUGGAUGCUGUCAAAGAAGCUGUGGUGAAAAAGGAUGCCCUUUUUGGAACUAUAGACACCUGGUUGAUUUGGAAUUUGACUGGAGGCAUAAACGGCGGCUUACAUGUCACCGAUGUUUCAAAUGCAUCACGAACUAUGCUCAUGAACCUUAAAACACUGGAAUGGGAUAAACCCACAUUGGAAACACUAGGAAUUCCUCCCGAAAUCCUUCCCAAGAUUGUUAGCAAUUCCGAGGUUAUUGGAAAUAUAACAACCGGAUGGCCAAUCACCGGAAUCCCAAUCGCUGGAUGCCUUGGCGAUCAACAUGCAGCAAUGGUGGGCCAAGCUUGUAGGAAAGGAGAGGCAAAAAGCACUUAUGGCACUGGUGCUUUCAUCCUUCUCAACACCGGUGAAGAGGCAAUUCAGUCUACUCAUGGUCUAUUAAGCACUGUAGCUUUCAAGCUCGGUCCAGAUGCUCCAGCAAACUAUGCUAUCGAGGGCUCUAUUGCCAUUGCUGGAGCGGCUGUUCAGUGGCUCAGAGACGGUCUAGGCAUAAUCAAGAGUGCAAGUGAGAUUGAAGAAUUGGCAUUGCAAGUUGACUCCACAGGUGGGGUUUAUUUUGUGCCAGCGUUUAACGGGUUGUUCGCUCCAUGGUGGCGUGAUGAUGCUCGUGGUGUUUGUAUUGGGAUCACUAGGUUUACAAACAAGUGUCACAUUGCUCGAGCUGUGCUUGAGAGUAUGUGUUUCCAGGUGAAAGAUGUGCUGGAUUCAAUGCACAAGGACGCAGGGGAAAAGGGUGAGGUCAAAAACGAAAAGGGGGAGUUCUUGCUUAGGGUUGAUGGUGGGGCUACCGUUAACAAUCUUCUGAUGCAGAUUCAGGCAGACUUGCUGGGUAGCCCAGUGGUAAGACCAGCUGACAUAGAGACAACAGCGCUUGGUGCAGCCUACGCUGCUGGGUUGGCUGUCGGUGUUUGGACAGAAGACGAGAUUUUUGCUGCCGGGCACAAGACAGAUAAAGCGACAUUCUUCCAUCCAACCCUGAUGGAAGAACUGAGGAAGAAGAAGGUGGAUUCUUGGUGCAAAGCCGUUUCAAGAACUUUUGACUUGGCUGAUCUUUCCUUGUAACUUCACUCACUCCUUGUCCCCCCAUGUUUCUGUUAUCUGCCUUCCCAUGUUAUCCUUUUUCCCUUCUGUCCACCGUCUGUUUGCUUUAUGCACCUGCGUGUGCUGGAAACCUUAAUUUUAUCGCACUCUUGAAGUUUAAUCAUAAUAAAUUGCUCUUUUUAAGGUA
Molecule: messenger RNA, 2021 nt
Organism: Rhododendron vialii
Lineage: Eukaryota; Viridiplantae; Streptophyta; Magnoliopsida; Ericales; Ericaceae
Product: glycerol kinase
Exons: 4
Coding region: 287-1855 (522 amino acids)
Biological process (GO): glycerol metabolic process; glycerol-3-phosphate biosynthetic process; triglyceride metabolic process
Cellular component (GO): mitochondrion
Molecular function (GO): glycerol kinase activity
Source: RefSeq, a predicted model, not a curated record